Molecule: messenger RNA, 1427 nt
Organism: Punica granatum (pomegranate)
Lineage: Eukaryota; Viridiplantae; Streptophyta; Magnoliopsida; Myrtales; Lythraceae
Source: RefSeq, a predicted model, not a curated record
UGACAAUCGAAGAAUGAUUGUUCAAGGCAUUUACAUAUACUGAGUAUCAUUAGCCAGCACUAAUUGACCAAACAACCAUAUGAUUGUGGUCUCCCUAAAGAUGUCCCCUGGAAAACUCUUUCUCCUCAUCCUCUUUAUCUUCACGGUCCUUCUGAAGCCAAGUCUAGCUGCUCGAUACCGGAUCAUCGACAGGGGACUCCUCAGGGAGCACCGCUACUUGACCGAGAUAGGGUACACCUAUUCCGGGCGCAUCCUUAUAGAAGCCAGUGAGUUUGUCCUGGAAACUUUCCAUCAGAAGCCAUAUGAGGGCAGGAACUACGACCAUGUGAUCCUGACCUUCAAGAGCUUCUCGGCCGACAAGAUAAGCAGCGCAAGCACUUCGGGCAACAACAUCCGGAUCAACACAGACUACUUGCAGGUCUAUACGGGUGACUUGAAAGAGGAGUUUGCUGGGAUCCUCUACCAUGAGAGCACACGAGUUUGGCAGUGGAACAGCAAUGGAACUGCCCCUGAAGGAUUGAUCAGUGGGGUUGCAGACUAUGUUAGACUGAAGGCCGGGAAGCCCGCCAAAGGGUGGCCGGGGAGGGGAUCAGGCUGGAGGUGGGAUGAGGGGCAUGCCGUCACAGCUUACUUUCUCGAGUACUGUGAAGGGCUCAGAACAGGCUUCAUUGCGGACCUCAAUGCUAAGUUGAGAGGCUCCUAUAGUGAUGACUUUUUUGUAGACUUGCUAGGGAACAGUGUGUAUGGAUUGUGGAGUGAUUACAAAUUAUCACAUAAGACUCAGAGGAUCCAACCAGUCAGUGGCAGCGGCUUUCUCGCUGAAUCAGAUUACAAUCGGAAAAUCUUGAAGAGCCAGUUUCGAGUUGAGUUCAACGGGGUCCUGGAAAUUACGUGGAUCCCACGACCAAAAGGCAGGGUUAUGGAUCCUGGCGACUCAACCACUAGGGAUGCAGCAGAUGAUUGUCAAAGACUUCCCCGUCUUCCGCACAAGGCACAGAUCGACUCCGAUUUGAAAGAGGACCUGGAUUCACUUGAUGAGGAUGAAAAUUAUAUUAUUGCCAGGCUGAAUGAUCUAAUGGGAAGGCUCGAGACUCUACUUGACGUGGAUCCUAUUUAUUUUGUGCUUUUAGCAAUCAUGAUUGUUGUUGCUAUUCCUGCAGUGGCUUCCUGUUAUUACAUUCUACAAGACUGAUAGAGAGACACUUCCCUUUCCAAGAAAGAAGCCGUGUAUUGUCUGAGAAUUUCAUUUUCAGAUGUCGUACUUUAAGAAAGACGGAAAAAAAAAUGAUGCUGCUAGUCAUCGAAAGAUCUCAUUAUGCAUAGAGAUCUCACAUUACUAAUAAAUUUUAUCGAUGACAAUAAGAAAAGAAAUUUAUUUAUAGUUCUCAUUAUGCAAGUGGCAGUUUGAUCUCAACCUUGUGUUUCCG